CAAUAUGUAUACAAGGUUUGUGGAAGAGUGUACUGUAGGCAUUGCGUGGGCAUGGGCAUGGGAGAAUGGACGGAAGGGCGAAAGUGCAUGCAGUGUUUAGGGAGAUGAUUCAGCCAAAGGUACAUGAAAAGAGCUGGAAAGGUAGGUUGCUGUUGGAAGUAUGGGAAUGCGGUGAAGCAGGCAGAGGUGAAGCGGGCGGAAAAAGGGCUGCGGAGGAGUGGAGAGAGAGGCUUGAUGUGGAGCACAACCAGCAGGAGCAGGGCGUAUUCCAGUAACAUCACCCCUUCUUUUGUUGCAAGCUCACGCUCACCAGUUUACUCACCUAAUGCCACUCCCACUCAUCUCCUUCUCCCAUUAUAGUAUACCUGGGCACUCAACUCAAACCAAUUUACAGUACCAUAUAUAUAUUCUUCGGUUUAUAUUUCUAAUUAGGACAUAUAUAUAUAUAUAUAUAUAUAUUCUUUAAGACCAUAUUGUAUUAAUUUCUCUCAUAUGUUGGGAAAAAUGGCACAAUGGAAUGAAAUAGUUCUUAUGAA
Rubroshorea leprosula is the source of this 536-nucleotide messenger RNA. NCBI's taxonomy places the organism in Eukaryota, Viridiplantae, Streptophyta, Magnoliopsida, Malvales, Dipterocarpaceae. The record is from the annotation of a GenBank genome assembly.